AUGGACCGCUGUCCCAUGUACGCCUCCUUCUUUGGCGCCAUGGGUUGUGCAGUCUCCAUCGUCUUCACCACUUUUGGCGCUGCAUAUGGCACUGCAAAGUCGGCCGGUGCCAUCUUUCAGUCUGGCAUCUUGCGUCCUGACAUGCUGAUGCAGAAUACCCUUUGUGCCAUCAUGGCACAGAUCCUCUCCAUCUACGGCCUCGUCGCCAGUGUCAUCAUGUCAAACGGCAUCAAGGAAAAGAUGCCCAUCCAUACUGGCUUCCUUCAGCUCGGAGCGGGUAUUGCUGUUGGUCUGUGUGGCAUGGCUGCUGGCUUUGCCAUUGGCAUCGUUGGUGAUGCUGGAGUCCGGGCUAGCGCGCAGCAGCCGCGCCUCUAUGUCGGAAUGGUUCUAAUCCUCAUCUUUGCAGAGGUCUUGGGCUUGUACGGUGUCAUUGUCUCCAUUCUCAUGCUCACCCGCUCCAAGAUGGAUGUUACCGAGUGCAGAUACUAA
Molecule: messenger RNA, 489 nt
Organism: Fusarium vanettenii 77-13-4
Lineage: Eukaryota; Fungi; Ascomycota; Sordariomycetes; Hypocreales; Nectriaceae
Exons: 5
Coding region: 1-489 (162 amino acids)
Biological process (GO): proton transmembrane transport
Cellular component (GO): proton-transporting V-type ATPase, V0 domain
Molecular function (GO): proton-transporting ATPase activity, rotational mechanism
Source: RefSeq, a predicted model, not a curated record